This is a messenger RNA of Papaver somniferum (opium poppy), 1540 nucleotides long. Its product is annotated as 4-diphosphocytidyl-2-C-methyl-D-erythritol kinase, chloroplastic/chromoplastic-like. The coding region runs from base 167 to 1393 and encodes 408 amino acids. Gene Ontology annotation, cellular component: chloroplast. The transcript has 11 exons. Gene Ontology annotation, biological process: terpenoid biosynthetic process. Lineage: Eukaryota; Viridiplantae; Streptophyta; Magnoliopsida; Ranunculales; Papaveraceae. Gene Ontology annotation, molecular function: 4-(cytidine 5'-diphospho)-2-C-methyl-D-erythritol kinase activity; ATP binding. The record is from RefSeq and is a predicted model, not a curated record.
UCCUAGCAUCCAUCACAGAAUUGAUUCCUUGGUUUCUCUCCAAAAUACUGAUAUAUGUAUAUGUUAAGGAAAUUAGAUUACCUGACAAAUUCAUGUAGUAAUUAUUACUAGUUAGUUGUUUGUUUAGGAGUGACAGACAUUACUCUCGUCUCAGUUUGGCUUAUCCAUGGCUUCCUCUCUGUACCUUUGCAACCAAAACCUUAAUUACCCUAUCUCUCAUGGAAGAAAAUCUAGUUAUCUCUGCAAAAAUACCAGUCUUUCAGCAUUUUGGGGACAUGGGUAUCGUAAAUUCAGUCAACAUCUUCAAACUGUUUCUUUUCAAAGAACCCCUUUUUUAAAAGCCAUGGCUUCUAAUUCUAAAACUGAUAGGCAACAAGUAGAGAUAACUUAUGAUCCAGAUGAAAGGCUGAAUAAAUUGGCUGAUGAAAUAGAUAAGACAGCUGGUCUCUCAAGACUCACUUUGUUUUCACCUUGCAAGAUUAAUGUUUUCCUGAGAAUUACCAGGAAGAGAGAAGAUGGGUUUCAUGAAUUGGCUUCUCUUUUUCAUGUUAUAAGUCUAGGAGAUACGAUUAAAUUCUCUUUAUCACCGUCAAAAAGCAAAGAUCGUCUUUCGACCAACGUGUCAGGAGUCCCACUUGAUGAUUCCAAUUUGAUUAUUAAAGCCCUUAAUCUUUACAGGAGAAAGACCGGUAGCGACAACUUCUUUUGGAUUCAUCUUGACAAAAAAGUGCCGACUGGGGCUGGGCUAGGUGGUGGAAGUAGUAAUGCCGCUACUGCACUCUGGGCAGCUAAUCAGUUCAACAAUUGUGCUGCUUCUGAAAAGGAACUUCAAGAAUGGUCAAGUGAGAUUGGUUCAGAUAUUCCUUUCUUUUUUUCUCGUGGAGUAGCCUAUUGUACUGGCAAAGGAGAGGUCGUUAAAGAUAUUCCACCUCCUAUACCCUUGGACAUGUCAAUGGUUCUUAUAAAGCCACCACAAGCAUGCUCGACGGUUGAAGUUUACAAGCGUCUUCGAUUAGAUCAAACUAGCACAGUUGAUCCUGUUACAUUGCUGGAGAAGAUAUCAAAGAGCGGGAUAUCUCAAGGUGUUUGUAUCAAUGAUUUAGAACCUCCUGCAUUUGAAGUACUACCUUCUCUGAAAAGGUUAAAACAACGCGUCCUUGCAGCUGGUCGUGGUCAAUACGAUGCUGUUUUCAUGUCCGGAAGUGGAAGCACCAUUGUAGGAAUUGGUUCCCCAGAUCCCCCGCAAUUUGUUUACGACGAUGAUGAAUACCAUGAUGUCUUUCUAUCAGAGGCAUGCUUUAUAACUCGAGGAGAGAACCAGUGGUAUACAGAACCAGGUACGACAAUGAAUUCGUUGGAGUCGCCCUCAGAUUUGUCCUCAACAAUUGACUAAUUAACAAUCUAGUAUGUCAUUUUUGUUAAGAAGUAUGAGCAGUGAAUUCAUGUAAUAUGAUAUUUUUGGGGUACAUGCCAUUACCCUGUUAAACUUGUUUAUAGUUUUGUGAUGGUUCUGAAAAGAAAAGCCAAGAAUUCAAAAUCC